Messenger RNA from Lucilia cuprina (Australian sheep blowfly), 1617 nucleotides. RefSeq lists its product as uncharacterized. The transcript is spliced from 3 exons. The coding region runs from base 1 to 1617 and encodes 538 amino acids. The record is from RefSeq and is a predicted model, not a curated record. NCBI's taxonomy places the organism in Eukaryota, Metazoa, Arthropoda, Insecta, Diptera, Calliphoridae.
AUGAUUAAACUCUACUUAAAUAUUGUUAAAGUAGACCGUUUACCAUGUUUUACAAUCUCAAAUCUACAAGAAAAAAUCAAAGAAGGAGAAAAUCGUUUCAAUAGUCACACCUACAAAAGUUACAAACAUGAAAUUGAAAGCAAAAAACCAAUGGAAAAACUAAGACAACAGCAAAAUAGAAAACAUCAAGUAACAGCACAAGAAUUGGAAUUGGAUACGAAAAAAUUACUCAUGAAUAUGGCCCAGGUAAAUGGCAAGAGUGGCGGAGGAGCUGGAGGAAAUGCAGCAAAAACAGGACGUAGAGUAGUCGAUGCAGCCACUGAUGUCAAUACAGGACCAUUUGCUUGUCGAAAACAUCCAAAUGGCAUGAGUUCAACUAUGUUCUUGAAUGAAUUGGACAGAAGAUAUUAUUUCGAGAAACCCAGUACUUCAUCAACACAAAGCAAGUGUAAUUUACACUCAAGAAAUUUGGCAAAGUCGCUUAAUGAACUCUAUACAGAAUCUUCGACGUCAUCAGCUAUACUGCCGCCACCACCACCACCUUCAGCCGUACGGGUCGGUGUUGGAGGUGGUCUACAAUUGCAAACACAAACUUUGCCAAGACCACCGCAACAAUUUAGUGAUUCACCGCAAGAGUUUCCUUUAACACGUAGUGUGUCCACAACAACAGACAUUUAUGCCACCCAAAAUGUCAGUUUUAGUGGUGUGUCAUCAACUAAAACCGAUUAUGGCAACAGCAAUAACAACAAUCGAAGACGUAAUGUGGCGACAAAUACGCGCUACAAUACUGAUACCGAAACACAAACAAAUGGUAAUAGUGGUGGCAGUAGUAACAAUACAAAAACUCAAUUACAACAACAACGCAACAAUAUCGCACACUCAAAGAAAACUUUACCGCAACAGCUGCAGCAACAAACUCAACGGCACAACAAUAUUUACAAGACAAACUAUGCUGCAACAACAACAACAGCAACAUAUGCAAGUGACGAUGAUUUAGUUGGCGAUUCUAGCAAUAAACAUCAUCAUCGCCAACAGCGUCAUUUACGUGCCACUGUCAAUGGCCAUAAAGCUGAUGAAAAUGAUAACGACCAAGUGGAUAAUAACGAUGAUGACGAUGACGAUAACGAUGAAGAGCAACCUCAAAAACUUUGCGGUCUUAAAAGGACCAUACGCAAAACUAAAGAUGAACUUUUUGAAGAAUUUUGUAAACGUGCUGGCGUACGUCCAAAACCCAAAAAUAUCUAUUACAUAGAAAAUCAUGAGGGUGAGAACGACGAUGAUGAAGACGAUGCUACUACUGCUGGUCUGGGCAUCGAUGACAAUUCAACUCAACAAACUACUGAAAUUGAAGAGGAAAUGCAAUGCAAACCCCUGAGAUUGAAUAAUGUACGCACUGGUAAUCUUCAUCAGAGACGUAUGGAAACACCAGGGAAACAUCUACAGCAUCAGCAGCAGCAACAACAACAUCCACAUGGCGUUGACUAUCGUAGCAUGGAGAAUAAUCGUAUUUUUGGCGAUGGCAUUGAUGUUGUCGAUAUAGAUGAGGAUGUGGAUGAGAAUGGUUUUAAGAAAUUGACCGAGAACGAAGACCACUUAUAUGUGAUUGAUGGUGAGUGA